This is a messenger RNA of Boleophthalmus pectinirostris (great blue-spotted mudskipper), 1811 nucleotides long. RefSeq names its product activating transcription factor 4b (gene atf4b). NCBI's taxonomy places the organism in Eukaryota, Metazoa, Chordata, Actinopteri, Gobiiformes, Gobiidae. The coding region runs from base 268 to 1593 and encodes 441 amino acids. The record is from RefSeq and is a predicted model, not a curated record. The transcript has 3 exons. Gene Ontology annotation, cellular component: nucleus; ATF1-ATF4 transcription factor complex; ATF4-CREB1 transcription factor complex. Gene Ontology annotation, molecular function: DNA-binding transcription activator activity, RNA polymerase II-specific; RNA polymerase II transcription regulatory region sequence-specific DNA binding. Gene Ontology annotation, biological process: regulation of transcription by RNA polymerase II.
CCUUCGCCAUUUUCCCUCCAGAGGAUCAACAAACUACAGCUUUGAGGCACCGCGUCCUUUUGCCGAAAUGGCAGUGUAAAAGUGUGCAGCGUCCCAGCAGCAGCAAAAACAACAGUGCAUCACGCAAGUGCACUGAAGUCCUCUUCUAAUUCAGCAAAAUGUCGUCCUUCAAGGAAACCCUCAGCACUGCUGCAUCUGACAGCAUUAAAGAGUUUGACACUUCCCUACUAUUGUCACUCAUCCCUUUUGUGACCAACAACAGCCACUAUGACCACGAUGAUGACAAGCUCACAGUUUGGCCUGGAAGACAUGGAGGCCCUUCUAUGGGGGCCUACCUUUCCCAUGGCUGACCCCAUGGACUCCUUCUUUGUCCACCCUGACCAAGACGAACAACGCAGAGAAAAUUCAUUUGAGGGGAGCGCCUCACCCGCGUCACCCCUCAACUCAUCUUUGUCCUCCUCUUCCUCUCCCCCUCCCUUCUAUUCUCCUCCCCCCUCGCCUCCCACCGACCGUCUCCAUGGGAACAAACCUGGGUCUGAGUCGGACCUGCUCUCCAUUUCCUGGUUGGACCAUCCUGGUCAACUGAGAAGUCAUGCCGUCUCAGAUGACAGCAAAGAGAACGCAUUUGGGGACCUCGACUGGAUGGAUGAGAGGGAAUUUGACUUCGAUUCUCUCAUUGGGUCCUGCAGUCCUUCUGAAGACUCUCCAAGCUCUCCAGAGGACUUGCUAGCCUCUCUCGAUUGCUCCAUGGAUUUCGACCCCUACCCUGUGACCACAUUCUCCUCCCCAGUGCAUACCAGUCUUUCCUCUGCUUCUCUUCCAGAAAUGGUUCCUUCUGUACAUUCCACUACCCCUGAAGACAACUCAAUUGUUCCCAUCCCACAACCUGCCUCUCCUGUUGGCAGUCAGGAGGUUCCCUCCACACCCCCCUCUGUCCCAGAGCCCCAGGAGGAGCUUGAGAUCAAAUCUGAGCCUGCUUCUCCGGAGCCUUCAUCCCCCUACACUCUGGAGCUGGGCAGUGAGGUAGAUGUGUCCGAGAGUGAGGUAGAGGUGACAGAGGUGAAACCAGUGGUCGCCUCAGUCAUCCCCCAGAUCCCCAGGUUUGUGGUGUCCCUCUCCCCUACUCGCAUUGUCUUGGUGCUGGCCCCCAGAGAGGAGCUUGGCAUCAGCACCACCACUGUAACCACCACCACCCCCUCCUCAGAGGCCCCUGAGCCCACCCCUUCCACACGAGCCUCUCGCAGCAGACCCUACCCUGAGCCCAAGUACAAGGUCUGCCCAUCCCCUCCGACAGGUGCUAGUGUUAAGGUCAAGUCCUCCCAGAGCGCGAUGGAGGAUAGGGUCCCACUGAAGGCACCACGAGAUAAGAAACUCAAGAAGAUGGAGCAGAAUAAGACUGCAGCCACUCGAUAUAGACAGAAGAAGCGAGCUGAGCAGGAUGCUCUGUUGGAAGAACAUGCCAUACUCGAAAGGAAGAACCUGGAGCUGACGGAGAAGGCUGAGUCCAUGGCCAGAGAGAUUCAGUACCUCAAAGAGCUGAUGGAGGAAGUGCGCCUGACCAGGAUAAAGAAAGGGCUUAGUGCUGACCCCUAGUGGUUAGAUCCAAUUGAGAGUGCGUAGUAAGAAUUUCAGUGGAAUGGUGAGAAUGAGCUCGGCUAAUGCUUUUUUGUAUUCCGCAUGCUUAACCCACGAAAUACAUGUCAGAAUUAUUCUCCUGAAUAUUUAACUUGGUAUUCAAAUUGUAUUUAUAGAGUAGUUUUAUGGAAAGGGUGUUUUCCAUUGUUUGUUACAUUUUAUGUAUGCUACGGACC